This is a messenger RNA of Delphinapterus leucas (beluga whale), 1685 nucleotides long. The record is from RefSeq and is a predicted model, not a curated record. Lineage: Eukaryota; Metazoa; Chordata; Mammalia; Artiodactyla; Monodontidae.
GGGUGCGAGCUGUCUGACCCCUCUCUGUGUGUCGGCAGCGUCGAGGGGAAGCUGGCUUCCCAGGCCCGGGGUCGAGGUACUCAAGCGGCGCCGCUGGGGGAGGGAGAGCCCGGCCAAGCCGCGAGCCCCUCCCACCUGACGUCCGCGGGGUACUGGCCGGAUUCUCCCGCCCCCGAGGGCGACGAGGUGCCGCUCCCGCGCCUGCGCAGUGGGGUCUGGGUCACGCGCCGUAAGCCCGGUCGGGAGUGACGGGCGUCACCCUCAGCGCGAACAGCUUCUAGCGCCCAUGGAGCUGCACGAAAUCUUCAGUUUGGAUCUUGGAGGUAUAUCAGCAGUGGUUCUAAAUGGCUAUGAUGUAGUAAAGGAAUGCCUUGUUCAUCAAAGUGAAAUUUUUGCAGACAGACCAUGCCUUCCUUUAUUCAUGAAGAUGACAAAAAUGGGAGGCUUACUCAAUUCCAGAUAUGGCCGAGGAUGGGUUGAUCACAGAAAAUUAGCUGUAAACAGCUUUCGCUGUUUUGGAUAUGGCCAAAAGUCUUUUGAAUCUAAAAUCUUAGAAGAAACCAAAUUUUUCAUUGAUGCUAUUGAAACAUACAAUGGUAGCCCUUUUGACUUUAAACAAUUAAUAACAAAUGCCGUUUCAAACAUAACCAAUCUGAUAAUUUUUGGAGAACGAUUCACUUAUGAAGACACUGAUUUUCAGCACAUGAUUGAAUUAUUUAGUGAAAAUGUGGAACUAGCCACCAACGCCUCAGUCUUCCUCUAUAAUGCCUUUCCAUGGAUUGGCAUCUUACCUUUUGGAAAACAUCAACAACUGUUUAGAAAUGCAGCUGUGGUCUAUGACUUUCUCUCCAGGCUUAUUGAAAAAGUUUCCAUCAACAGAAAGCCUCAGUUACCUCAGCAUUUUGUUGAUGCUUAUUUAGAUGAGAUGGAUCAAGGUAAAAAUGACCCAUCAUCUACUUUCUCCAAAGAAAACCUGAUUUUCUCUGUGGGUGAACUCAUCAUUGCUGGAACUGAAACUACAACCAAUGUGCUACGGUGGGCAAUUCUUUUCAUGGCCCUUUAUCCUAACAUUCAAGGACAAGUUCAGAAAGAGAUUGAUUUAAUUAUAGGACCCAGUGGGACACCUUCUUGGGAUGACAAAUGCAAAAUGCCUUAUACCGAGGCAGUUUUACAUGAAGUUUUAAGAUUCUGUAAUAUAGUGCCAUUAGGGAUUUUCCAUGCAACCUCUGAGGAUGCAGUUGUACGUGGUUAUUCCAUUCCUAAAGGCACAACAGUAAUUACAAAUCUUUAUUCUGUACACUUUGAUGAAAAGUAUUGGAGAGACCCAGAAAUAUUCUAUCCAGACCGAUUUCUGGACAGCAGUGGAUAUUUUGCCAAGAAGGAAGCUUUGGUUCCCUUUUCCCUAGGGAGAAGACAUUGUCUUGGAGAACAGCUGGCUCGGAUGGAAAUGUUCCUGUUUUUUACAACAUUGCUUCAGCGAUUUCACUUGCACUUUCCACAUGAACUGGUUCCAAAUCUGAAGCCCAGGUUAGGCAUGACGUUGCAACCCCAGCCCUACCUCAUCUGUACAGAAAGACGCUGAAAGUGCCUGGCUGUUUUGUGGAACAAGGUGUUUGCCUCACCCCUGAACCUUGUUUAUACAGUGUGUGUGUUUGUAUAAGGAUCACAGCAUCAUAAAAGCCAAA